UGGCUUGCUUCUUUCCGUGUGGCAGCCACGAGGGUCAGGUGCAUCAGAAGGGAAUGACAUGUUUGGAGAAGAUGAGGAUGAAGAGGCUUUGAGUGAUCCCAGACGGAGGGUAUCCCCUGAUCAGAUAUGGCCAAGCUGUCAAGGCACCUAUCUUCCACCAGCGCCAAACUAAAUCAGGUAAUCGAUGUAGAAAAUGGACAUGAAAGUCAGAGGAUGUUUGCUGAGUUGGUGUUUCAUGAAACACGAAGGAUGGAUGAUGAUAUCUGGAGCGCCUGCUAUGUUGCACCGAUCAAUCAGCUGUAUCACUUCAAAUCACUACAAAUCAGGAAAAACCAAGAACGCCAGCAGGCACAGCAGAACGUCCACCAUUCCACGCUCUACUCGCAGCCACCACCACAACUCCUCCAGCCCCCUCCAAACCCCUCCUGGCUCCUCUUGCACAACAUUUCCACCCACCUUCACAACUCCUCCAGCCUUCUCCACAGCUCUUCCAGGCUCCUCCAUUCCCACAUUUACAACCACCUCCACGACCCACCUGUGCUCCUCCACAAACCCCCCCAUGGUCCUCCACAAGCCUCGCAGGUUCCUCCACAACCCUCCCAUUUUCCUCCACAACCUUUCCAGCUUCCAUCACACACCAGCCAACAUCCACAAUGUCUACGGUUGCCGAUGGACCCAGAGCCAAUGAAAGUCCACCAUUAUACUUCCUCUCUGGCUCAGAGGCCCACCCCGCAGCAUUCACAGGCCCAUGGCAAUGCACCUGUUUGGAGUCACUCUCCACAACCCAGUUCAUCAGCUGGACCAACCAGGAGACCUUUCUCAUCCCCCAUGACAUCCACUGAACAAGGCCACACAAGCCAUUUGAUUCGGCAGGCUUAUGACACAGCUUCGCCAUAUUAUUCCUUUCUGACCCCUGAUCCCAUCCUAAAUGCAUCAGCAUCAGACCUUAACAUGUCAGCUUUAUUAUCUAGACUUGCUGGAGCCUCAACCCCAAUGCACAAAAGUCCUGUUGAGCAACAGUGUGACAGUGACCACAUCACAGAUAGUGAUGAAUGA
This is a messenger RNA of Thalassophryne amazonica, 1056 nucleotides long. RefSeq names its product extensin-like. The transcript has 2 exons. NCBI's taxonomy places the organism in Eukaryota, Metazoa, Chordata, Actinopteri, Batrachoidiformes, Batrachoididae. The record is from RefSeq and is a predicted model, not a curated record. The coding region runs from base 127 to 1056 and encodes 309 amino acids.